CAGCUAACAGAACUAGAGACAAAAGUCUUGAUUCAAUACCAAAAUUUGGCGAAAAGACUAAACCAUUUGGCACAAGUUAUAAAUAAAUUAAUAAAUCAACCAUCAACAAAAUUACUUGAAAAUUUACAAUUGAUUGAAAGUAAAAUAUCAUUAGUCUUUACAUUAUUCAAAGGUGCGGUUUAUAGUUUAUUCUUACAACAAGAA
Hansenula anomala is the source of this 204-nucleotide messenger RNA. It is a transcript of the gene DAD3, whose product is annotated as Dad3p. The annotation marks the transcript as partial. NCBI's taxonomy places the organism in Eukaryota, Fungi, Ascomycota, Saccharomycetes, Phaffomycetales, Wickerhamomycetaceae. The transcript has a single exon. Gene Ontology annotation, cellular component: mitotic spindle; DASH complex. Gene Ontology annotation, biological process: attachment of spindle microtubules to kinetochore. The record is from RefSeq and is a predicted model, not a curated record.